This is a messenger RNA of Penicillium brevicompactum, 921 nucleotides long. RefSeq lists its product as uncharacterized. The transcript is spliced from 4 exons. Gene Ontology annotation, cellular component: chromatin. Gene Ontology annotation, biological process: regulation of transcription by RNA polymerase II. Bases 1 to 921 code for a protein of 306 amino acids. Gene Ontology annotation, molecular function: RNA polymerase II cis-regulatory region sequence-specific DNA binding; DNA-binding transcription factor activity, RNA polymerase II-specific. NCBI's taxonomy places the organism in Eukaryota, Fungi, Ascomycota, Eurotiomycetes, Eurotiales, Aspergillaceae. The record is from RefSeq and is a predicted model, not a curated record.
AUGGCCUCCUUCAAUACUCCUUACCCCUCCGCUACGCCGGCACUAUUCGAUCAUACUAGAUCCGCCUCAUUGACCAACCAUGACACAAACCAUUCCGCAGGCUAUCUACAAUCUCAGACACAAACUCGCUCGCCUUCCCUGACAAGUUCCUGUCGGGUGAGCAAAGCCAUGAAGGGAAAGCGUGUACAUGCAUGCGAACACCCGGGAUGCCCUAAGGUAUUCACCAGAGCCGAACACCGAAGACGACAUGAGCUCAGUCACGAGCCGAAGAAACAACAUACCUGCUCAUACGAAGGAUGUGGAAAGGCAUUCCACCGCGCGGAUUACUUGCACCAACACAUCGCCCGGCACGCACCUCCAAAAUCCAAAGCCAAGAAACCACUUACACGAAUCGAAAAAUCCUCGCCUCGGUCGGCUCAACCGCAACAAGAGCCACCACUAGCGCCGCAGUCCACUUCUCCACUUCCGGCUCCCCUGAUCCAAGAAAAAGGCGAUUACACAGGUGCAUGGGGAAGCAUCGACUCUUCAAAUUCGUGUUCGCAAUGUUCCGAGGGCCUGAGUCAUUCUCCAGCAUCCGUCGAUGAAUACCCGUCUCCGUACUCCUACACAGGCGAGACAUGCAGCUCACCCCUUCCGAGCGACUCAUUCACGAACCCCCACUACCCUUCGUCGGACAUACCUGUUGAGAUGAUGACUGCGAUCGAUCAAUAUCUGCGCACUAUUCUUAAGCCGGAGGCAUUCUCAGUGCCCGAGCAGCAGAUGAAUCCCACCAUUUGGAACCCGGAUCUUGAGAUAGAUCCAAUUUUAAUGAAAAUGGAAACCCAGGAACAGAUACCAAUGUACUCUUGGCCCACAGCAGACAGCAUUCAAUAUGAAGGGCAUACGACUCAGAUGAACCAGCCUCAACCUCACUCUCACUGA